Galleria mellonella (greater wax moth) is the source of this 703-nucleotide messenger RNA. RefSeq lists its product as uncharacterized. The transcript is spliced from 5 exons. Bases 67 to 495 code for a protein of 142 amino acids. Gene Ontology annotation, biological process: sensory perception of smell. The record is from RefSeq and is a predicted model, not a curated record. Gene Ontology annotation, molecular function: odorant binding. Lineage: Eukaryota; Metazoa; Arthropoda; Insecta; Lepidoptera; Pyralidae.
GUAUAAAAUUACCAGGAGAUUAAAACAAUCACCAUUGCAUCGGAAGCCCUCUGACCACAUAGAACAAUGAAGGUGCUAUAUACUGUCUCAGUUGUAAUAGUGCUCAAAUUAACAGCUGCAAUUACAUUACAUGAACACAUAACCAUUAUCCAACCGAAAUUGACAAAUCACGCGGAUGAUUGCCUCGAAGAAUAUCCACUUUCCACUGAAGAUCUAGCCGCGUUUAAAAAUGGGGAAUUCCCUGAAGGUUCAGAUGCCGCUUGUCUUGGUGCUUGUGUAUUGAAGAAAAUAGGUUUGUUCGACGACCUGGGAAGUCUGGUAAAAGAUGCAGCAUUGGAUAAAGCCAAAGAAAUAUUUACUGGCGAGGGAGAAAUGGAUGCCAUAACAGAUAUCAUCACUAAAUGUGCUAAAAUAAAUGAUGAAGUUACUGAGGAUGGAGAAAAAGGCUGCGAGCGAGCCAGGCUCCUUUUCAACUGCUUAAAUGAAAUCAAAUAAAUUACUAUCCAAUAAAAGAAAAAAUACAUACGAGUCAAGGCGGCAAAACCCAACGGACAAAUACUGAGUAAUUUUUAAUUUAAAAAUUAGAUUGUGGACCUAGCUAAGUUGAUAGAAAUAUAAUUCUUUAUUGCAAUAUAAUAUGGUUUCAAUUUCAAUCUCUUUUUAUCUGUUAUUCGCUGCUGAAUAUAGAUUUCCUUCGUGUUUC